Messenger RNA from Penaeus indicus, 2301 nucleotides. RefSeq lists its product as uncharacterized. The record is from RefSeq and is a predicted model, not a curated record. Lineage: Eukaryota; Metazoa; Arthropoda; Malacostraca; Decapoda; Penaeidae. Bases 35 to 2008 code for a protein of 657 amino acids. The transcript has 14 exons.
CAAGGCCAAUACAUGUGACACCACCUCAGGCACCAUGUCACCUCUCUGUGUCACAAGUACAAGUGCCAGUCUGGAGGGAUCUUGUGUCACUUCAACUGUUCCUGACCAUGCCUUGUGCAGUGAGGAUGAAAGCGAAGAGCAGUUGCGUGAAGACCCAGAAUUUCUGCACUUACUUUCCCCUACUAUUCCUCGCAAGCUUCCUACUCAUAAGUUUUCUCUCACCCCAAAGCCUAAAGAUGUGCUAAUAAAGGAAUAUGAAGCAGAAGUGGAGGAUGAAAUAAAGAUAGAUUUAACGACACCACACACGUCAGUCAACGUUGCUCUUGAUUGUCCUGGGCGCCCAGCAAAAGGACGGAAGUCGUCAAUCACUUCAUUAGGUGAAAAAUCAUGCAGGCAUCUCUUCACCAAAAACAUGAUAGUUAGUGAUAUUUCAGAGAAAAUCCGAGAUGAAGACUCCAAAAAUGUUACUACAAAAGCUCAUGAAGAAGAGCACGAGGAAGAAGGGUUGCAUGUCAAAAAAUUAUUACGAGAAAGUGAUUUGAAUGCCCCAGUAGAAAAGGGUUAUAUAUUGGAGCAUGGUAUGGACUGCUCACCAGAACGGCAGGCACAGUUGAUAAAACACAUGUCCCUAAACAGCCCAUUAGGUGACAAUAUACCUACUGUAAUCACACCCAUUGGUUCCCCUCAAAUGGGUCCCUGGUCGUCAUCUGUAUCAAGUUGCUCUGGGUGUUCCUCCUGUGUUUCGUCAGAAUUGGAAUCUCCGGUGCUACUUCAGGUCAAGGCAGCCAGUCAGACCAUAGAGUCCAGUGGAGAAGAUUUUGAUGUGGACUUGCCACUGACACAAGAGGCAUUAUGUAAUAUGCCAUAUACCAGCUCUCCUGUCAGAGAGUCAAGUGAUGAGACAGAAGUAAAAAAACACCAGCAGGAAGAGGAAACACAAACUAAAGAGAAAAAGGACGUAAAAAGUUUUGUUGAGACAAAUAGCCCAAAGGCAGAGAGCAGUAGUCUUCCCAUACCAAUACCAUCAAUUAACUUGAAAACAGGCACACACAAGUUCUUGAGCCCAGCAAAGGACCAUGGUUCUCUUGGUGAUCAGUUUAAGGUCGCAAAGCUAGAGACCAACAUCACAGUCUCAAGUUUUGGUAGCACCUCUAGCAACUGGACUGCAAUCAGUGGGAUCAGUCCACUCCCCUCAAGCCUUACUAAUACCCAUCAUCACCAUAACCAUCACCACCACCACCACCAUCAUCAUCAUAAACAUCACCACCACCACCACCACCAUCACCACCAUCAGCAUCUUAGUAACCUCAAUCAGCAAAUGUUGGAUGAAAAUAAAGAUAUACUUAUCACAAGUACUCCAAUAAACAAGAAAAUAAAGUUAGAUGUAAUGGAUUUAUCUGCUGUAACAACAAACCCAGAUCAAGAAGGGACUCUUCACCUGAUACCCAGAGAAUCCCGGUUUGUCCACUCCUCAGAGCUGAAGUUCAUAGAUACAUUUAAUUCGCAAGGAAGCAUAAUGGAUAUGGAGUUAGCAGGGGAAGACAGAGGACUAUCACAGCCAUCAGGAACACCACUGUCAGGAAGUGACAAGGAGAACAUACCACCCAGCAGUGCCCUAUGCUUAGUCAGCCACCCUGGACCAGAUCCCAGUACCAUUGAAGAUGAAAAUAAGCUGACAGCCUUCAGUGAAAAUUGUCUGGAAUGUGCGCUUCCCAGAGAUAAUGUGGAUAGCAUUCCAAACAGGAUAUUUCUUGACAGUCCAAUUUUGGGGAAGGAUAUGUUAAAGAGAAUGCUGGAGGAUUCCAUCACCCCCACCAGAAGGAAACGUAGGAAGCCAAUUAUCCGCCGUCUGACUGAGCAAGAGGCUCAUGCUCUUAUUGCUGCUCCUGAGACAAUGCCAGAUGAUGUCUGGGAAGACCUGCCAAUUAUUCGUCGAGCUUCGUCUGUGGAUGAGAGCCUCUUCCGUUCUGUGAUGAUUGAUGGACCUUUAUCUACCACACUUGAAUAAAGAACAUGGUAACGGGAACCCUUAUAUGUGAUGGUGCUUAUGUUUUGAGAUGUACCUUUUUUAUUUUUUUAUUUUUUUAUUUUUAGCAAGGUUUUUUCUUCUUCUAAAAUGUGAAGUAUCAUUAUUUCAUUUUUUAAAGGAUAGCUUGUAUUACUUAGCUGAAAAUAUUAUUUUCAGUAAGUUGGCAAAUGUAACUGCAUGAGUGCAACUUGUUUUUUGUUCAAGGUCUUCUCGAAAAUAUUAUUGAUUAUAAACUUGUUUAUUUACCUCUAGAGAUUUUAUGUAUUAUUGAU